Molecule: messenger RNA, 5352 nt
Organism: Adineta steineri
Lineage: Eukaryota; Metazoa; Rotifera; Eurotatoria; Adinetida; Adinetidae
Source: the annotation of a GenBank genome assembly
AUGAAUAUUACAACUCUCCGCAAUCAUUUAUAUGCAUUUGCAUCAUUUUUAAAAUUUCAUUUGCUUCGAUUAAAUUUAUUUAAAAGUGGUAAUGAAAGUGAAUUGAUUAUACGAAAUGAACGUCGAUCAACCCGUUUGUAUUUAAUUCUUCUAAUAACAGCUAUAAUAAUCACAGGUUCUUAUUAUUCUCUUCUUCUUUAUGAAAAUACAAUCAAAAAAGAAUCUCCUUCCUUUCAAGAAUAUUUAAAUUUACCAAAAGAAUUUUCAUUGAAAUGUCCUUGUAAAACAAUAGCAAUUUCAUAUAAAAAUUUUGUUGACAUUAAACCACACUAUCAUGAAUUAUGUCAAAAUGAAAGUGAUUUAAUAUCUGAUAAAUUUAUUGAUCAGCUUUAUAAUUUCUAUGAAUUAUUUUCGAACGAUUCAAGUUCAUCUGAUUUUUAUCAAACAGCUGCAUUUCAAUUUCGAACACUUCGUGAACUUUGCCAAACAGCACAAAAUACAACUGGACAUCAUAUUAAAAGAUUUGAAGCAACUGAUUUUAUUCAAUCACAAUUAAUAACUGAAGAAUCCUUUCUAGAUCAAAUAAACUCCUCAUUAGAAGUUUUUAUUGAUUUAAUUCCAAAAGAUUUUUUAAGAACAAUAAAAUUUAUUCAAGAUAUAACAGCACAAAGUUUAUUCAUGACUGGUGCUUCAUUAACAAGUAUUUUACCUGUUGUUCAAUUAUACCACGGGAUUAAUGACGAAAGUAUUGGAUAUUCUGGAAAAAAUUAUACGCUUGCUAAUGGUUUCUCUUGUAUUUGUUCAAGUUCAACAGCUACAAAAUGUAUGGGUCUAACGACAUUUAAAAAUAAUACUGUUCAUGGAUUUCAAACAGGCUGCUAUAUGCUUAGUGCACUUCUUAGUUCGACACUUGAAGUAUUUUAUAAUCAAACAUUCAUUAAUAUUGUGACUAAUUCAACAAAUAUUUAUCAAAAAUUAAAUUCUUCAAAUUCAAAUUUAAAUUCAACAAUAGAAACAUUACUUAGUCGAAUGUUUGUUAUUCAUUGGUCAAGUAAAAUAUCCUUCGAACAAUAUUUUAAUUAUUGUUCACCAAGUUCUUGUCAAUAUACAGUAAUUCAACGUCAUCAUAUUUUAUUUAUAUUCAUAGCAAUUAUUGGUUUAUUUGGUGGUUUAUCAUCAACAUUGAGAAUUCUUGUACCAAUUAUUAUCAAAACAAUAUGGCCUUUUCUUCGCAAAUUUAUUAUUAAACUAAGAACACCUACAACACAAAUUAUAUCAAAUGAAUCUCCUGAAAAUCCGACACUUUCUUUCAAUGAUCGUGUAAAAAGAUUUUGUCAAUUAAUAAAACAAAAACUAAUCGAACUAAAUCUUUUCAAAAAUCGUAUUUCAUCGCAAGACGAACAUAUUCUUCGACAACAACGUUAUACAACACGAAUUUAUUUGAUUCUAUUGUCAUUAGCUUUGAUAAUUCUCAUUUUACUUAUAACACUUCAACCACAAACAAUUCAUAUUAUCGAGAAAUCACCGAACUUAACUGAUUUCGAUCGACUUUAUCAUCAAUAUCCAUUAACUUUACGAUGUUCGUGCCAAAAUACAACAAUAGAAAAAAAAUUAAUAACUAAUAUUAAACCUGAAUAUCAUGAAGUUUGUACGAGUGAUUUUAUUUCUUCUGAGUGGAUUAAUCUUCAAUUUUUGCAAUUAUCAUCUUCACUAUUGAUAACGCGUGAUAUUCGUUAUCAAUCUCAAUUUCAUUUUCAACUUUUAUCAACAUUAUGUUCAAUCGCAAAUCAAACAAUUCAAGAUUCUCUUCAAUCAUUCUAUCGAACAAAACUGAUUACUAAUCAUGUACUUCCUCGUGAAAUAUUUCAAACACAAAUGAAUUCAACUAUUGAAGAAUUUAAACGAAAUGUACUGGAAACAUUUCAACGAAUAUUAAAUUUAUUACGACUUAAUUUUGAUAUAAAUCAAUUUAUUACACCAAUGAAUUCUUUUUUUACUGCUCCGGAUAAUAUUGAUGAAAAUUAUAACGUGUUUAAAUUUCUAUUUUUUUAUUAUCUACGGAAGGAAAGAGAUGAUUGUAAUUCAGUACUCUAUGGUGCAUGUUAUUGUAUUUCUCUAUCAACUUAUGAAUGUUAUCGAGAAACGAUGAUUAAUGAAAGUGGAAUUAGUUCGAUUAUUCCAGGAAUGUUUCAAACAUGGAAUCCACUAGAAGCACUUCUUAUAUCAACAUUAGAAUGUUUUUAUCAAGAUCAAUGUCUUUCUCAAAUAACAAAAUUUAUUAAUUUAACUCAAAUAUCAAAUAAAAAAUUUACAAAACUUUCAUCAAAUAAAACUCAAUAUGAACGAAUUGAUAAAAUAGUUAAUAAUCUUUUUAUUCAAUCAUGGAAUAAUGAAAGCCUAUUUGAUUCAUAUUUUAAACAUUGUCAUCCAUUAGAAUGUCAAUAUAGUUAUAAAACUCGAUUAAAUUUUAUAUAUACUAUAACAACAAUUCUUGGAUUAAUUGGAGGAAUUAAUACUGUUCUACGUUUACUAUUACCAAUUCUUGUUAAAUCAAUUUUUUCAAUUUCAAAUUUUGUUUUUCGUCGUCGACAUCAGAAUGUCAUCCGUACAAGACAAACAAUAUCUUUAAGAAUACGAUUUUCUAAUGGUCUUUAUACUCUAUUCAUACGUCGUAAACAAAAAUUAAAAGAAUUAAAUCUUUUUCCAACUAUUCCACCGUCACAAGAUCUAAGAAUCAUUCGUAGAAAUCGACGUUCAACUCGAAUAUAUUUAAUUUUAGUGAUUACAACAUUAUUUAUUCUUAUAAUUUAUACAUUUAUAAAACAACGAACAAUUACAGAUACUGCUGAAUCACCAUCUUUAUUAAAAUAUAAAGAAUUAUAUAAUCAAUAUUCUAUUAAACUUGAAUGUUCUUGUACAAAUAUUGCUAUUAAAUACAAAAAAUUUAUUACUGAAAUUAAACCUGAAUAUCACCAGAUUUGUUCAAGUAUAUUUAUUUCACCUGAAUGGAUGGAAAGUAUGCCUGAUACCGGUCGUGAAAAUAUAUUAUUUGAUUUUGAAUUUCAAAUUCAUGCAAGGAUCGGUUUUCAUUUUGACUCAUUGUCAAAAAUUUGUGAACUUACUCGAAAUACAUUGAAUACAGCACUAUCAAAAUUUGAAGAAACUGAUUUUAUUACAAUGCAUGUUAUACCGCAAGAUGAAUUCAAUAGGAAAAUAAAAUCAAUUAUUGAACAAUUUAAAACAACAACAUCUGAUCAAUUUAUAGAAACGUUCAAAUUAAUUCAAACAAUAAAUCACGCAAAUCAAUUAGCUUCGUUAUUUUCGUCGAGCUGGAGAUUCUACUUAAGUAAUACAGAGCUUUAUAGUUUAGAUCAAGGGUCUACAUUAAAUGUAAUAGCACGAUCAGUAAUAUAUGGAAAAGAUAACUGUUCAUGUGGAAGAUAUUCAACUUGUUCAGAAUCCGUUUAUUUUCCUUUUCGUACAUCAAAUCAAUCAUUAAGAGAAAGUUUGCCAGGAUUUUUUUCUGGUUGUUUACCAUUUGAUUCUCUUCUUCAAUCGAGUUUAACUUGUCUUUAUAAUCAAACAUGUAUGGAUAUUUUACGUGCAAUAAUUUAUCAUUCGAAACCAAUUCCAUAUAAUAUUCUUACCUCUUCUUUAUUAUCAAAUCCAAAUACAACAAUUGAAACACUUCUUAGUCAACUUUUCAUUUCUCAAUGGUUUCCUAAACCAUCAUUUAAUCUUUAUUUCAAUGAAUGUAAUCCUCAGUCAUGUCAAUAUUCGUAUCAAAUGCAAUAUAAUUCAAUCUAUGUUGCAACAACAUUAUUUGCAUUGUUUGGCGGUUUAACUAAAGGAUUACAUUUUGGUGUAUUUUUGAUUGGAUUAAUUAUUUAUAAAAUAAUUGAUUAUCGAAAAAAGAAAACGCAAAUUGGAAUAGAUUCGAAUCAAUCAGAUAUAGCUGUCAUUCCAGAUCAAAUAAUAACAACAGUUCAGAUCAAUGUGAGUUCUACUGAAGAACAAAUAAACUUACGAAACAGACGUUGUGAUCGAAUACUUAUCAUUAGUUUAAUUUUGUUUGCCAUAUGUACUAUAAUUACCAGUACCGUUAUUUUGUUUCUCAAUCGAGAUAUCGAAGAAAACUUUAUCGUAACAAAUACACAAACAACUCUAAUCAGUAGUAGUAGUAGUAGUGAUGUAAUAGCAGAAUUUACAUCGGUAUCACCAGAUAUUUGUUAUUUGACUUGGAAAUAUCAAUCUGAAUUUUAUGCAACUGGUCUUGAUCCUACGUCACUCAUUACGAGUGAUUUUAAUCAAGAUUCAAUUAAUGAUUUAGCUGUGACGAAUUCUGAUUCUGAUACAAUAAGUGUCUUUUUAGGAAAUGGGAAUGGCACAUUUCGAACAUCCAAAAUCUAUUCAACAGGAAAUAAAUCAAAACCACGUGAUUUAAAAAGUGCUGAUUUCAAUAAUGAUGGAUUAUUAGAUUUAGUUGUGACAUUAUAUGAAACAAAGGAAAUCAUGAUUUUCUUCGGUGUUAAGUCGAAUGAUCUAUUCGAAAUACCACCGUAUCGUUUUUCAAACAAUGCAUUUGGUUAUCGUCCAGAAUUGAUUGAAGUCAAUGAUUUGAAUAAUGAUAAAUUUAUCGAUUUAUUAAUAGUUUAUAAUGUCAAUAAUGCGAAACUCGGCGGGAAAUUAGAUAUAUUUUUUAAUUCAAACAAUGGAAAAUCAUUUGAUACUGUAGCUGAUUGUAACAUAUAUCUACAGACUAAAGAAAAUAUUACAUCAAUAGUCAUCGAUGAUGUCAAUAACAAUGGAAAAGCAAAUGAUUUGAUUAUAUGUGGUGAUUACAGUAGAAUACAUACUUUUUUAAAACAAAAUAAUACCAAUCAAUCGGAAUACUGUUAUGACGUUAUAGUUGGAAAGUAUAUGUAUAGAUCUCCAUCAGCAUUCAUUAAAGGACGAUUCAAUGAUGAUGAACGUUAUGAUUUAGCAGGUAUUUCUUUUCAAUCUGAUACAUUACAGGUUCUACUUGAUUAUGGAAAUAACAAGUUUACUCAACAAAUUUAUUUAACAGAAACUCGCCCAACAUCAGUUGCUCAAUUGAAUUUUGAUAAUGAUUCAAUCGAUGAUUUAGCUGUGUUAACUUGUAAUGGAACUAUAAAUAUAUUUGUUGGAAGAAAGUUUGGAAUAUUUCGUCGAACUAAUAUAUAUUACAGAAUUAAUGGAAAUAAUAGUGAUAAAUGUUGUCAUUCAUUGAAAGCAGUUGAUUUAAAUCAAGAUGGAAAAGAUGACCUUGUUUUUAUUGAUGCAAGGAUAAAUAGGAUUCAAAUUUUAUUAAGUUCAAAUUGUGAUCAAUAA